GCCGCGCAAUCAGUUUACCAAAUAAAGCCUCAAGCUAUGGUCAAGCUAAUGGUAAGCCUUGGAGUUCUAAGCCUGCUACUGUGCCUGUCAGCAGCACUCAGUCCGCGUGUAAUUGUCUACAGGAUGAAGCUUUGCAUGCAACUUCGUUCGUAUGGCAAUUGUCACAAUAGGCAGGAGCGUUGGUAUCACGACCCAUGGUCGAAAACCUGCAAGUUGUUCCACUACAGUGGAUGCGGUGGAAAUUAUAAUCGUUUCAUUUCCAAAGACACAUGCAUGGAGUACUGCAGGGACCCGGGCAUACCUUACGAUGAUAAGUAAUAGAAAUAGAAAUCGAACAAAAUUAUG
Molecule: messenger RNA, 345 nt
Organism: Drosophila subobscura
Lineage: Eukaryota; Metazoa; Arthropoda; Insecta; Diptera; Drosophilidae
Product: kunitz-type serine protease inhibitor NACI-like
Exons: 2
Coding region: 37-318 (93 amino acids)
Molecular function (GO): serine-type endopeptidase inhibitor activity
Source: RefSeq, a predicted model, not a curated record